Molecule: messenger RNA, 2015 nt
Organism: Megalobrama amblycephala (Wuchang bream)
Lineage: Eukaryota; Metazoa; Chordata; Actinopteri; Cypriniformes; Xenocyprididae
Gene: paox
Product: polyamine oxidase
Exons: 7
Coding region: 212-1729 (505 amino acids)
Molecular function (GO): polyamine oxidase activity
Source: RefSeq, a predicted model, not a curated record
AUGCAGCAUUAAAGUGGAUCCGUUUAACUUAGUUAUAAUAAAGUAUGCAUUCAGACCCUCAAAUUUUCUUAGAAUGAUUCUGAGACAAGUGUCUAGGUGACAUUUUCGUGGGUGAAGAACAGUUCACGCGAGUGGGGAGGGGCGUUGAGCGCAGGAGCAGUUGAGCAGUUAGUUCAGUCCUCCAUGAAGGUGUAGCGCACAAACAAAUUCAAUGGCACUACGUUCAGCUCGUGAUUCUCAAAUAUUUAUAAUUGGAUGCGGCAUCUCGGGAAUUGGUGCUGCUCAGAAAUUACUAAAACACGGUUUUCAUAAUGUUCACAUCAUAGAAGCGACUGCAAGAAGCGGUGGGAGAAUACGAACGGGAAGACUGGGUGACAACAUUGUAGAGAUUGGCGCCAACUGGAUCCAUGGCCCAUCAAAGGAAAACCCAGUGUUUCGUUUGGCAUGUGACUACCAGCUCCUUGACAAAGAAUCAAUGUCUGAAGAAAACCAGGCCAUUGACAUUGGUGGUCAUCCAUUGUUUGUUCCCAACUGGUUUACCAGUUCAGGUCGGAAACUGGGGCCUGAGACGAUGGGGCCAGCGGUGGAGUUUUUCAUGAACUUACUGGAAAGGAGCCAGCAGUUCCAUGACAGUGGUGGAGAACCUCUGCCGAGUGUUGGGGAGUUCAUCAAGGCAGAGGUUGAACGGCUGGCCCCGGAGGAGUGGAAGGAGGACCAGGCUAACAUUGCGAUAAGAAUGGCCAUGAUAAACACACUGCUCAAGCUGGAGUGCUGUGUCAGCGGAACACACACAAUGGAUGAUGUUGGCCUUGGAGCCUUUGGCAUGUAUAAGACUCUUCCAGGACUGGACUGCACUUUCCCAGGAGGUUAUGAAGGUUUAAUUGAUCACAUGAUGAAGGAACUUCCCAGUGACAUAGUCUUGUACAACAAGCCAGUGAAGUGCAUUCACUGGAACUACACCAAGAAUGGACCAGAUAGUAAAGGAAUGUUAUUCCCCAUUAUGAUUGAAUGUGUUAAUGGAGAGACAUUUGCAGCAGACCAUGUUAUUGUCACCGUCCCACUUGGAUACCUGAAGAAGCACCAGAACACUUUUCUGAGCCCUACUUUUCCACUGCACAAAUUGCACUCAAUCCAGAGAAUGGGCUUUGGGACCAACAACAAGAUCUUUCUUGAGUUUGAGCAGCCUUUCUGGGAUGAAGAUUGUGAAUUGAUCUACCUCGUAUGGGAGGACGAAACCCAUCUUGCUGAUGUUGUUUCAGAUAUGAAGAUGUCCUGGAUUAGAAAGUUGAUUGGAUUCACUGUGCUGAAGCCCACAGAGAGAUAUGGACACGUGCUCUGUGGCUGGAUUGCGGGGCGGGAAUCUGAGUACAUGGAAACUCUGUUGGAAUUUGAAGUGCUGCACAGUGUCACACAGCUCCUUCGCUUAUUUACUGGAAAUCCAACUAUUACACCAAGGAAGCUUUUAAGAUCUCAGUGGUUCCAUGAUCCCUAUUCCUGCGGAUCUUACAGCUAUGCGGCCAAAGGGUGCUCAGCAUAUGAUAUAGACAACCUUGCUGAACCCUUGCCACUGAAAGGCUCAAAGCCUUUGCAGGUGUUAUUUGCAGGAGAAGCCACACACGGGUCUUUCUUCUCUACAGUGCAUGGAGCGUUGCUGAGUGGCUGGAGAGAAGCAGAGCGUCUUGUAUCUCACUACACUCCUGCCUCUGGGUCAUUCUCAUCUAAACUGUGAAAAGUCUGAAAACUCAUUUUCAUUAAAUCUGAAGGAUUAUGUGCCUUAUAAGGGGAAUAGAGGGAAAAUCUUAAUGCAAUUACUGAAUUAUAUAAAACAUCAUGAAAGCACUGCAUGACAGAUGUUCAACGUCAUCCAAGUUUCGUUCAACUUGUUCAACAAAUGAUGAUUUGUGCAUAUGUUAAAAUUACAAAUAAUUCCUCACUGAAUGCCUGUACUUUGCACAAAUGUUAAUUGUUUUUUUGUGAUCUGAAAAUAGUUUUUAUAUUAAACAAUUUUUCUAAUA